Molecule: messenger RNA, 1899 nt
Organism: Penicillium olsonii
Lineage: Eukaryota; Fungi; Ascomycota; Eurotiomycetes; Eurotiales; Aspergillaceae
Source: the annotation of a GenBank genome assembly
AUGUCGACGGCAAGCAUCAAGGACCAUGCCAACACGCUUCUGAACCUCUUGGACAUGGAGCGCAGCCUCGCAAUGGCACUCCUCAAUGCUAAGGAAGAUCCGAAAUACACCUCAAUCCGCAAUGCCACCUCCGGUCUUGUCUUCUUUGGCACACCUCACCGUGGAGCAAAAGCCGUGGAGCUCGGGAAGAUUGCCGUCCGGGUCGCUCGCUUCGUGUCCAACGGCCAUGCCAGUAAUGACCUUCUGAACUGCUUGGAACACAACUCGCUAUUCACCCGCCAGAUGACGGAUCGAUUCCGACAUCAGCUGGAGGACUAUAGGGUGGUCAGCUUCAUUGAAGGAAAGUCGGUUCAAGUGGGAGGCAUUGGCCCAACAUCCAUCAGCCACCUCGUGGUGGAUGAGGAGUCCGCUGUGUUGGGACUGUCCGGUCUGCGCGAGACUCAGCUGAAGCUUGAUGCAGACCACUCGCAAAUGUGCAAAGUUGCCUCUCGAGGCCCGAUGUACCGGUUGAUUCAAGGAAACAUCAAGCAACUGGUUGACCAAGCACUUUUGUCAGAGCAAGGAUUUAUCCCGCAGCCGAUGGCUCAAGGGGCAGGUCCUUCGCCGCCCCCCAUACCACCGCGCAUCCAUUCCAGCAGCAGCAUCCCUUAUCAGACACGUCCACCUGCCCCAAAGGAGAAGGUAACUGGCAGUAUGUUCACGCCGCUAGACAACGAUCCCCGAUCGGUUAAGUCUGCGGAAUUAAAGAACUGGGCCAGGUGGGAUGAGGCUCGGACGGUUGAAUAUGAGAUAUUUCAGGAGCAUUUGCGAACGCUCGGCCCUGAUCAUUUCAGCACACUAGCGGUGGCAUACAAUCUCGCAGAAGUGGAGCUCGAAAGUAACUUCUUGGAAAAAGCGAGUGAAUGGUGCCAAUGGGUAUCUGAUAAUGCCCAGCGCGUCUUCGGUGCCAAGCAUCCAUUGACGAUGAAGACCGAAAGUCUGAUGUCCGAAAUCUUGGUCCAAAAAGGGCAAUACCAAGAGGCAGAAUCCGUCGGUGCCAACGUAUUGGCGCGCCAGCAGAUGAGCAUCGGCGAAGAGCAUUGGGAUAUCUGCGAGACACGACGUCGGCUAGCCAUGACAUACAUUGCGUUGGGCCGUCAAGAGAAGGCAGUCAUGACCUCGGAGAAGCUCACCCAAACCCUUCAGAAUCUUCUGGGUGAAACCCACAUUCGUGUCUUCGCCUCAGCGCUCGAUACGCUGCAAUAUAUCAUUUGCAAUACCGGGGAUACCACCGCCCUGAUUGUGAUGCGAUUCCAACCACAGGUGCAGAAAGCGGUUGAGAUGCUACACCAGAUCCACGAGGACCUUCGAUCCGUCCUCGGGCACAGCCACCCCUUUACCAUCCGCGCUCUCUGCCUGCAUGGCCGAGCUCUUGGGUUCGUUCAGCAACCAAUCGAGGCGUCGGAGACCCUUCGUCGGGCACUGGCGAGUGCAGAAGACUCGCUCGGGGCCGAUCAUCCACUGACCAUGGCUGUUGUGAGCAACAUUGGCGUUAUGUAUGCUAUACAAGAUGCAGCUUCCUUCCAAAACGAAUCAACCGAGGCGUACCCGUGGUUGAUUCGGUAUCUGAACUGGCUGGAGAACCGCAAAGGCAAGGGUAACCCGGAGACGCUGGCGACUUUAGAGAUGCUGGCGAAUAUGCAUUUCCGAGCGAAGGACUAUGAGUCGGCACAGACUUAUUUCGAGCGUAUCGUGGAAGGGUCGCGGGGAGGGGACCAGAAAGUGGUGGAGCGGACAGAUAACUUCCUCCAGCUGUGCCGGGCUAACACCAUGUAUACACCGCGGGUGCGCGGGUCGCGGCGGGGGGUGAGUGGCAUAUUGUCCGCCUUGCAGCCCGCGUCCAACCGAUGGAAUUUUUGA